CCGCACUUCCACGUCUCUCUUGUGUGUCCCUGUCCGGUACUAGGCUUCCCCCCUAGAGGGGGAGUGGAGGUACCAGGGGGACAAUGGCUGCAGUGUCAGGAGCAGGAGGUGGGGGAUCCGGCCAGGGACCCGGUGUCCGUGAUGGGGUACGCGUGGCCAUGCUCUGCGUUCUCUGGUACUCGGUGAGCUCAGGAGGCAACGUGGUGAACAAGAUCAUUCUCAAUGGGUUCCCUUAUCCGGUCACCGUGUCACUGUUUCACAUUCUUGCCAUUUGCUGCUUCCUUCCCCCGCUGCUCCGAGCCUGGGGAGUCCCACACACUCAGUUGCCAGCCCGCUAUUACCGCUGGUACAUCAUCCCUCUGGCCUUCGGCAAGUACUUCGCCUCGGUGUCUGCACAUUUCAGCAUUUGGAAGGUGCCCGUCUCCUACGCACAUACAGUAAAGGCUACAAUGCCAAUAUGGGUAGUGCUACUGUCCCGGAUAAUAAUGAAGGAAAAGCAAACCACCAAGGUUUAUAUGUCUCUCAUGCCUAUUAUUGGAGGUGUUCUGCUGGCAACAGUAACUGAGAUCUCCUUUGACAUGUGGGGUCUGAUCAGUGCUUUGGCUGCCACCCUCUGCUUUUCUCUACAAAACAUUUUCUCCAAAAAGGUCUUGCGGGACUCUAGGAUUCACCAUUUACGAUUACUGAACCUACUGGGCUGUCAUGCUAUUUUCUUCAUGAUACCCACCUGGGUGCUACUAGACCUCUCAUCCUUCUUGGUAGAAAGUGACUUGAGUUCUGCUUCACAGUGGCCAUGGACACUACUCCUUCUUGUGAUCAGUGGCACUUGCAACUUUGCUCAAAACCUCAUUGCCUUUAGCAUCUUGAAUUUGAUUAGCCCUCUCAGUUACUCUGUAGCCAACGCCACUAAGAGGAUAAUGGUCAUCACUGUUUCACUAAUUAUGCUUCGUAAUCCAGUUACUGGCACCAACAUCCUGGGCAUGAUGACUGCCAUACUUGGUGUCUUCCUCUAUAAUAAGGCAAAAUACGACGCAAACCAAGAGGCAAAGAAACAGCUUCUUCCACUUACGUCUGGGGAGCUCCAGGACCAUCACCGUGGACCUCCGGAGAAGCUGCAGAAUGGCAUGGCCAACUUCUCACCUGGAAGAGACUACCAAUAUGGUCGGACCAAUGUACUUACUGACCACUUUCAGUACACUAGGCAGAGUCACCCAACAGCACACAACCGCUAUGAUAUCUAAAGCCCACACCCACUUUUUACAAAUCAUUGUCUUUAUCUCUCUUCACCCAUUCCAGCUGAUCCAAAUAAUGCCCAUGGUCUAAUUGGUCAUGCCUCUGAUCUCUGGCUAAGUUAUAGCAUGCUGGGAAUUUCUACAAUUUUAAGGAGCAAAGACAGCUAGGGAAGUAAAGCUCAAAAAUGCACUCUUCUCGUUUACAAAAUAUGGCCCAACUAUCUAUUUGGAGACCAGUUCAUAUCUGCUCCUGGAAUACCAUAUUUUGAACUGACUGAUAACAGCAGGAUGUGUGUUAAUCACAUCAGAUUCAUUCUCAGUACAGCUGUUUUCUCCUGGCUUUGCCUAGUUACCCUGGAAUCAUCGCUGUCUGCCAAUGUCGCAUGUGUUUUUAAUGAUGCCUACUCAGCCCUACUCUGCUUUCUCUUCUUAAUCCUCUUAUGGCCACCUCGCUGUUUUAGACUAACAAAAUGAUGGCCAAAAAGUGUCUUUUAAUUUAAACCUGUACAUACAAGGCCUCCGUAUCCCUGUAUAGUUGUGUUUGAAACAGCUAUUAAAUGGCUGCUAGGCCGUAAUCACUGUUUUAGGACUACAUAGAGCAUUAUCUUAGGAGCAUUAGAAUUUUUUUUUAAUGAGAAAUGUGUGGCAUUAUAGAUCCAUGCUGCGUGGUGGUUCUGCAAGUUGAGCAGAAAUUGCUGUGGAAAUUCUAGUGCAGUAUUUGCGCCAUGUCAAAGGGGGGGAAACAUAUUGUUAUGAUGUCUAAAUCGGCCAACCUGACACUUAAGUCUUCAAAACAAAUUAUAUAUUAUUUAUACUGAAGAAAACUUGUAUGAGGAACAAGAGCAAAAAAAGUACAUGGAUCCACUUGCGAUCAAGAAAGUGUAUUUUGGUGAAAUUUUGGUGUCCUGCAGAAUGACUUUAAAUAAACAGAUUUUUUUUUUUUUUUUUUUUUUUGAUAUACCGGUUGGUAAGUACCAGACUUUUCACAUGUGCCCCAUUUUUCUGUUUUUUUUUUUUUUUUAGUAGGCUUUUAGUGAGUUCAAAGAAGUCCUGCUCAUAAGGUAAAUCAAAUAAAAGGAACCUCACAGACUCCCUUAAAUGAUUGAGGAUUUCAGACCUGACCCCCACAAAGUGAGUCAUGUCGCACAGUCUUGGCUCUUAGACCCCUGAACUAAGAUAUUUGUGCUCCCAUUACCCAUAGAGCUUGCACCAGGGUGUGUAACAAUUGGGACAGCAGACCCAGUUAUUCUUUGGAGGACAGAAGUUUAGACAGUACGACUCUAUCCUGACUGAUGAAUAAAACUGAUGGUUUGGUUUGGGGUAAAUUGUAGGCCCACUAAGUUCCUGUUAUACCACUUCCUCCUCCUAAUAAAGCUCUGUUGAAUUAUAUUGGCUGUUACACUGUGGUGCUCUCUGGCGGCAGGAGUGCAUGUGUGUCAUUUUAAUGGAAACCGUCUAACUGGUUACAGUAGUUUCCAUUAAAACAGAUGCCAGGCACAUCAGGCAUGUUUGAGCACUGCUUAGUCACCUUACAAAUGUCCAUUAGCCUUAGUGCUGAGAGACCGUAUUUAUCAUUUGCAUUUUCUCCCAUGAUUUGCUGGGGGAUAAGGGGGAAGGCAAAUCUUUUCUGUAGACUGCAACGGGGUAAGGGCAGGCGACAAAGCGCUUCUUCGGACGACUAAUCUCCCUGAAAAGAUUAGUCGCUCUAAGAGUGAUUUGUUUUCCGAAGUCGCCCAUAGAUGCCUCACGAGGCAACUUCGGAAAACAAAGUGCUCCGAGUGCCAUCCCGCCAGAGAUUGAUUCUAGCCGACAGGAAGGCUUUUAUCGGGGAGAUUAGUCACCCGAAGUAGAGGCGAUUUGUCACCGGGCGACUAAAUCUCCCCGAAUCUUAGUGUGUGCUCUUACCCUUACAGUGUUUGUGCUACAGAAAAAAAUGGCAAAACCAUAUUUUAAUCGGAUGCAAUUUUUUUUAACAUCUAAAAGGAUUCAAUUGUAUUUUGAAGCUAGCUGUGCUCAUUUAGAAACUCACACUAGUGUUAACUUGUUUAAUUUAGCUUGAGGGCAGACACUUCAAAUUCCUGAUCUAGGAGUGAAGAAGUAGUCAACAGUACACCGUUGCUAUAGGGCAGAAAACCUAAUGGCCUGCCUUUAAGAGACUCUGGUCUUUAAUUUACCCUUUCUUUUCCCUUUCAAGUAUGGCAGACUUCUACCAUUUUUAUUGUUAUCUCCAUACAUCAUUUUGUUAUCCAAGAACUGUGCAAAGGUAGUGAGAUCCUGUUCUGUGUUAUAUGGGGGGUAGCAUACAGGGUAUAGUAAACAAGGAUGUGUUCUUAUGCUGCUAGUGCCACCCGCCUUCCCUAGAAUGUGGUGCAGGUAUGUGACCUGUUAUACAGAAUGCUGGGGACCUGGAGUUUUCCGGAUCUUUCUGUAAUUAGGAUCGUCAUGCCUUAAGUCUACUAGAAAAUCAUGUAAACAUUAAAUAAACCCAUUAGGCUGGUUUUGUUUCUAAUAAGGAUUAAUUAUAUCUUAGUGUGGCUCAAGUAUAAUCUACUGUUUUAUUAUUACAGAGAACAAAUAAAUAAUUUUUAAUUUUUUUUUGGAUUAUUUGGAUAAAAUGGAGUCAAUGGGAGAUGACCUUUCUGUAAUUUGGGGCUUUCUG
Xenopus laevis (African clawed frog) is the source of this 3891-nucleotide messenger RNA. It is a transcript of the gene slc35e1.L, whose product is annotated as solute carrier family 35 member E1 L homeolog. Gene Ontology annotation, cellular component: membrane. The record is from RefSeq and is marked provisional. Lineage: Eukaryota; Metazoa; Chordata; Amphibia; Anura; Pipidae.